Messenger RNA from Triplophysa dalaica, 1586 nucleotides. RefSeq names its product synapse associated protein 1 (gene syap1). NCBI's taxonomy places the organism in Eukaryota, Metazoa, Chordata, Actinopteri, Cypriniformes, Nemacheilidae. The coding region runs from base 124 to 1134 and encodes 336 amino acids. Gene Ontology annotation, cellular component: synapse; cytoplasm. The record is from RefSeq and is a predicted model, not a curated record. The transcript has 9 exons.
UGUGUCACGACAGAGGAAGAACUCAGCUGUUGUUGUUGAUGUGGCUCACGGACGGAUGUGAAACAUGGUGUAAAAUAAACAAAUUAAAACAUUAAAUUGAGUGCAGGAAUACAGACAGACAACAUGUUCAAGAGCUGGACCUCGUGGCUGGGAGCGGAGUCCGUCAAUGAAGACAAACCGGAAGCGACAGAGGAGCAAAACAACACAGGUGAUCAGACAGAAGAUCAUACGCAACAGGCCCAAGGCCUCAGCGGCUUCAUUUUGAACUUUGCGAGUACUGCGACUAAAAAGAUCUCAGAGUCUGUGGUGGAGACAGCGCACACUAUUAAGAAAACGGUGGAGGAAAGCAACAUCGAUGGCAUCAUCGACAAGACCAUUCUGGGAGAUUUUCAAAAAGAACAGGAAAAAUUUGUCCUAGAGAAGAAUGCAAAGAAAACAGACACAGCGGUGCCGCCCUGGGUCGGAUACAACGAGGAGGAAACCAUCCAGCAGCAGAUUCUCGCAUUAUCAGCUGACAAGAGGAACUUUCUGCGUGACCCUCCGGCCGGCGUACAGUACCAUUUUGACUUCGAUCACAUGUUCCCCGUUGCCUUGGUGAUGUUACAGGAAGAUGAACUGCUCAACAGAAUGCGCUUUGACCUCGUCCCAAAACAGGUGAAGGAGGAUGUGUUCUGGAGGAAUUAUUUCUACCGUGUAUCUCUGAUAAAACAGUCGGCUCAGCUCACAGCAUUAGCAGCUCAGCAGCAGGCGGCAGAGAAAAGAGAAGAGACGGGAUCCACCCCGCUCAAAGACACCAGCUCAGAGUCCACUAUUAGACCAAAAACACCUCCUGUGGCCAUCAACACUAAACCCAAAUCUAAUGAGCAGGAAGAAGAGGAGAUCUCCACCAGUCCUGGAGUUUCAGAGUUUGUGAGUGACGCGUUUGACACCUGUGACAUCAACCAGGAGGACCUGAGGAAAGAGAUGGAGCAGCUGGUGCUCGAUAAAGACAAGCGCUCCCCACAGGACGAUGAGACAGCAGAUUGGGAGAAGGAGCUCCAGCAGGAGCUGCAGGAAUACGAGGUGGUCGUCGACCCUGAAAAUCGAGACGAUAACUGGGACCGUGAGAUUGAGGAAAUGCUGCAGGCAGAUUAAAAAACGUGAUAGCGCCCACGGUGUGGAGGAUUCACUGACACGCUGCCGAGCGUGAAUGAAGGACCAGCGAGAAAUUCUGCACAUUCAUUCGGGACAGUUUUGAGGGCCAACAUCUCAACGCUGGCUGCAAACAUGAUCUACUCUUUCAUAAAUCUGAAUGAGCAGAGUUAUCAUGAUAUCCAAUACGGAAGUUUUCUGCUUCAAAUAAACAAGAAUGAAGCGUGAUUAUUUAGCGGUAGAGGGCUUCUGUGGCCUGCCAACAGUCACUAAAGAACCUUUGAAUCGGUUUAUCUUUCCUUUCCUACCCUUCCAUAAAUACCCAUUCAGGUAUAAAAGAAAAUCAGCAGUUAUAAUAUUAUUUUCAGCUGUAAGCAAAUACACAGAGUCUAUAUAAACCUGUUUCUAUUUCUCUGUAGGCCUCAAAUGUUUGAUUAAAUGUUUCUUUACUCUCA